AUGAGUUUCUCCAAAUGGGUAUUGUUGAUUUUUACUCUUUCCUUGUUUGCUCCAGUACCCAUUUUCUCAGAUUCUUCAUUGACCUCAAAAGGGCUUUCAGAAAUCCCCUCAUACUUCCUCAAUUUUGCGAAGAAACCUGAGGUCUUUGAUUGGAUGGUGAGGAUUAGGAGAAAGAUACACGCGAAUCCAGAACUGGGUUAUGAGGAAUUUGAGACCAGUAAGCUUAUCAGAGCUGAAUUGGAUAAGAUGGGUAUUCCCUACAAAUAUCCAGUUGCAGGUACUGGUGUUGUUGGCUUCAUAGGUUCAGGGAAACCUCCUUUUGUCGCCUUACGGGCGGACAUGGAUGCCCUUUCCAUGCAGGAAAUGAUAGAGUGGGAGCACAAGAGUAAAAAUCCUGGAAAGAUGCAUGCUUGUGGGCAUGAUGCCCAUGUCGCAAUGCUUCUUGGCGCUGCAAAGAUUCUUCAAGAGCAUCACGAAGCUCUAAUGCAUUGGGAUGAUCUGAUUGCAGAUGGCCUUAGUGGUGUUGUCAAUGUGAUUUGUUGGAAUCUUAGGUCCUUUAGAGUAGUGAAGACUUGGAACUGGAAGCUGUGGACUUCAUUUAUCUACUUGUGGUGCGGUGGAGGUCAUAGGGGAUGCCAUGUGGUGAAGGAAUUUUAUGAGUAGUAGGAUUGAUAUUUAGUUUCUAUAGAAUUGUGAUUGGUGUGGAAGGGAUUAUAUUUUUCAUGGAAAGGCUUUUGAGAACACCAGCUACAGUGUUACACACAAUGUAGCUGUUUUAGCAUGAAUUCCACUGGGCAACACUUUGGGAUUAAUUAAAUUAGGGUUGCUGUGUCUGCAA
Ilex paraguariensis (yerba mate) is the source of this 838-nucleotide messenger RNA. Lineage: Eukaryota; Viridiplantae; Streptophyta; Magnoliopsida; Aquifoliales; Aquifoliaceae. The record is from the annotation of a GenBank genome assembly.